This is a messenger RNA of Paramacrobiotus metropolitanus, 6125 nucleotides long. Its product is annotated as A disintegrin and metalloproteinase with thrombospondin motifs 20-like. Gene Ontology annotation, biological process: extracellular matrix organization; proteolysis. The record is from RefSeq and is a predicted model, not a curated record. Lineage: Eukaryota; Metazoa; Tardigrada; Eutardigrada; Parachela; Macrobiotidae. Gene Ontology annotation, molecular function: metalloendopeptidase activity. Gene Ontology annotation, cellular component: extracellular matrix.
UAGUUUACCCGGUCACAUCCGCACGGCAUUACAGCUACGAUGCCGAUAGCAGCCAAAAAACCGAUCCACUGCCGACAUCCGAAAUUGAUAAAACGGGCCGGGCGCGACGUAGUCUUUUGCACCCACUGAAGAAUGAAACCGACUAUCUUAUUCAAGCAUUUGGCAGAAGUUUCCAUUUUGAUUGGAUUGAACCUAGCCAGCUGCUGUCAGGGUGGAAUAUUUUAUCACCAGGGUUCACGGUGCAGCAUGUUGGCCAUCAGAUGACAUGGCUGGAUACGGAAGCCGCGAGGCGGGAUGUCACUUGGCUGGACAAUUGUUUACGGGUCGGCACGGUCAACGGUGACGUAGAUUCUAAAGCUGUGAUAGAUUUAUGUUGGAACACGUUGCACAAUAUCCAAAAGCCGGCUCGGCUCAGCGCCACGGCCGCGGAUUACCCGGUUGGGCAAUUUGGUUUGAUGGGAGCAUUUCAUUUACCGGAUGCUGACUAUCUUUUGCAACCAAUGGCGGAUAUUUCUUCCAGUAUACCGCGAAACGAAAAUACUUUUAAUUUUCCUCCGCACAUUUUAUAUCGAACUCGGCAUAUGUCAGACGACAUACUUAAUUCAUCCAUGAUGACGGUCCGAAAUGUAGGAAUGAAUCGGACAACUGGCCGAAUGAAACGCGAAACCGACAUGAGCGAAUUCACUUCCACAGCGUGGGAAUAUCAUGUGGAAUUGCUGGUUGUCGCUGAUUAUUCAAUGCGGCAGUUUCACGGGAAGGAAUUGAAUGAAUACAUUCUAACACUGAUGUCCAUUGUUGCAAUGAUUUACCGCGAUGCAAGCAUUGGCAACUCCAUUAGUAUAAUAGUUGGAAGACUAAUUGUACUCGAAAACGAAAGUGAUGGACCGCGCAUAACCUGGAGCGCCCAAGAGACAUUGGACAGCUUCUGCAAAUGGCAAUCGGCUUAUAACAUGCAAGACGACACCCAUCCAUUCCACCACGAUGCCGCCAUUCUCUUGACCCGGCAGGAUCUCUGCGUAUUAAAAAACAAAUGCGACACGCUGGGACUGGCUGAAAUCGGCACCAUGUGUGACCGUCAAAAAUCCUGUGCGAUCGUCGAGGAUAGCGGUCUGAGUUCGGCCUUCACCAUUGCACACGAGCUGGGUCACCUUUUUAACAUUCCCCACGAUGAUGACCGGAUGUGUCGGAGUUUCAUGCCGGGAGUGUUCUCCACCUACACCAAUGUCAUGGCGCCCCGUUUAGACCAUAACUCCAAUCCGUGGACGUGGUCGGCGUGCAGCGCGAAAAAGCUGAUGGAUUUCUUGGAAUCCGGUGAGGCCAGCUGUCUGCUGGACGAGCCGAGUGCGGCCAACAGUAUCACCACCCGACUGGAAUUAGUGCAGGGCCGAGAUCCCUAUCAGAUGGAGCGGAUGUCCGUCAAUUCCUUUCUGUUUCCCGGUGAGAUGUUUGAUGUAACCAAACAGUGCCAGUUGGUAUUUGGUGAAGGCGCCUCGGUGUGCCCUUUCAUGCCGGUAUGUAAGCGGCUGUGGUGCACAACCAGUCUGGGCAACCAGACGGGCUGCCGCACGCAACAUCUGCCCUGGGCGGAUGGCACGUCGUGUGGAUGGAAUAUGUGGUGUAAGCGCGGAGAGUGUGUUAAAAAGGAUUUUACCCGCCUGGAUCCGGUGGACGGCGGAUGGGGACCGUGGAGCCGAUGGGGACGAUGCUCGCGAACGUGUGGUGGGGGAAUUAAGGAAUCAGUCCGUGAAUGUGAUAAUCCAAAACCUCAGAAUGGUGGUAAAUAUUGUUCCGGUCAGAGAAUUCGCUACAAAUCAUGCAACUUGAAGGACUGCGGAGCGACCGAGCUGGACUUUCGGGAAGAACAGUGUAGCGCAUUUAAUGGCAAAACGAUGGGCUACCAAGGUGUUGAACCCAGCGUGGUAUGGACUGCCAAAGUUUAUGGUCAAACAAGUCGUCAGAAAUGCAAGCUGUAUUGUCGAGUUGAGGGAACGAGCAAGUUUUUCUUACUGAAGGACAAGGUCAUCGACGGAACAGCCUGUGGACCGGAUUCUUCGGAUAUAUGCGUUAACGGCGUCUGCAAAAAAGCAGGAUGCGACGGCAAGCUCGGGUCACAAAUGAAGCGUGACACGUGCGGUGUGUGCGGCGGGGAUAAUUCAACGUGUCGCACCGUGACGGGAACAUAUAACGAACGCAAUUAUGGGUAUAAUUUCAUUGUGGAAAUUCCUGAAGGCGCUUCUAACAUUGAUAUACGACAACAUGCCUACGAAGGCCGGAAGGAUGAUCACAAUUAUCUCGCCCUUGUCAACAGCGAAGGCGCAUAUCUCUUCAACGGGGACUUCAUCGUUUCCAUGUUCCAUAGAGAAUAUCCAGUGAAAAAUGCUGUGAUCGAUUAUACCGGUUCCGAUACCGACGUCGAGAGGAUAAAUUGUACAAGAGCAAUUGGUGAAAAGUUACUACUUUAUGUUUUGACAGUUGGGGAAUUGCGCCCUCCGGAUGUUUACUACGCGUAUAUGCUGUCGGUUGGAGAUGAAUACAGGUGGGAUCCAGAAGGACCAUGGAAUUCAUGCAGCAAAGAAUGCAAAGGCUUGCAGUUUCGUAACUUACUCUGCGUAAGGAAGAACGACCGGCAUCCAGUUACGAAAGGCAACUGCGUCGGCCAGCCACCCCCGUCGGAGCAUUCGCGCUCCUGCAACGAUCACUGCGCACUGCGCUGGGACGUUGUCCAGGAUCCGGAUGCACAGUGCAAUGCCCUGUGUAAUGAGCCCGGCCGAAUCCGUCGGCAAGUGCGCUGCUUGCGGGAAAUGUUCGACGACAAUCAGCGCCACGGCGAAGCGCACUUGUGGUAUCAGGACAACCUCUCCUCGGCCGAUCAGCGCAAUCAGGCGCCGCGUAUCCAGGAAGUAGAUGUCGAAAAGUGCAACGAACUAGCGGAACCCAAGCCAGCGGAAGAGAUCGCGUGUACCGGCAGCUGCCGGCUGGUGGCCUGGAAGUACACCGCCUGGUCGGAAUGCAGUCGGCCGUGCGGCGGCGGCGUACAGAGUCGCUCGUCGGUCUGCGUGGAUUUAAGCACCGGGCAUAGUGUUCCGCCGUACAACUGCUCGUUCCACCAAGCGCCUGAGCCCAACCAAAAAGCAUGUAAUCCCCAACCGUGUGCGGCCGACUGGACAGUUGGACCGUGGAGUGUUUGUUCGACAACGUGUGGACCGGGAAUAAUGCGACGCGCCGUUAAGUGUUUGUUGCGUAUGGAAGGCACGGAAGCGGAAGAUGCACUGUGCGAUCCGGUGAAGAAACCCGCGCCGGCGAUUCGUUGCCCGGAUGUACCCUGUCCGCCACCACCUAUUUCCGGUCCGCCUCCUGUACCCCGGCGGCCGGUUGUAGUUUACGCCACCACGCCCAGUUACAGUGGUAACGUGGAAUGGGUGACUGGAUCGUGGACACCAUGUUCGAAAAGUUGUGGGCAUGGUGAAAGGUAUCGUUCAGUUGGGUGCCGAAGUCGCGACGGAAAAUAUUUGACCCACAUCGCCUGUGCGACCCUGCCUAAACCCCAUGAAAAAGAGCAGUGUCUGGUUUCCGAAUGUGGUUCGUGGCAGUAUGGCGAAUGGGGUCAGUGCACCGCUAGUUGUAACGAUGGUCUCGGGGGAGCCAUGCAGCGACGAUAUGUGGCAUGCGUUGUUAACCACCGGCCGGUCAAGGAUGAGGAUGAGUGUGACAAAAACAGCCGUCCACCCAGCACGCAGUUGUGUCCGGAUCUGGCCAUGUGCGAAGUCCGCACUCUGAUCCGAAUGAAAGACAGCGGAGACCGGAACGCGGAUGACCCGUUAGUCCAGGUCAGAUAUGAGCAAUACUAUCAAUCCACGCCGGAGACAACGACAACGACAACAACAACAUCGACGACCACACAAAGAACCACCAUUACCAGGCGACCUUCUAAUAUCUCGACAACUGCAGCACGAAAAGGCAUCUGGAUUACAGGUGGCUGGGGAAAGUGCUCGAAACCCUGCGGUGGCGGAAUGCGGCUACGUCUGGUAGCCUGCCAAAUGCCCGACAAUAAUUAUAGAUCGACAUCCGAUGGUCCCCUGUGUGACGAGAGCAAUAGGCCGACAAAUACGUCCCGCUGCAACGAGCAACCCUGUCCAGAGUGGAAAUACGGCCAGUGGGGACCAUGUAACAAAUCCUGCGGUGGGGGAUAUCAGCGGCGUAUGGUACAGUGUAUAGACUCCCGCGGAUCCACCAUGGCCAGCUACCAUUGUAGCCGCUCACAGCGCCCGGUCAGUGUCCAGCGCUGCCACAAGACCCCCUGCAGCAGUACACCGGUGGAUUACUGGAACACCGUUGCGGCCGCAUCCCAGAUCCAGGCCGUGCACGAAGUGGGUCCAGUGCUGCAACCGGAUCAAGUGCAGCCGACCACCACCUCGGUGCAGGGAAUCUGGCAGGCCGACGCCUGGUCACCGUGUAGUGUGACUUGCGGAAAAGGAAUCAGGAAACGAAAGGUAAACUGUGUUGAUCCGCGCAGGACGGAUAUUCAGAUAGAUGAAACAGUCUGCAGUGCGAGAGAAAAACCCCCCUCAACCGAUGAAUGCAGACUGGAAGUUUGCCCCAAAUGGCGAGUUUCGAAAUGGUCGGAGUGCUCCACGGAUUGUGGUAACGGUUAUCGCACCAGGGACGUUCUGUGCGCUCGUGGUGGUCUCAGUCAGCAUUUCCAAUCUACCAUGGUAAAAGUGGACGAUGCCUUAUGUAAAGGUCAAUUAAAGCCAAAAGGAAAACGGGUGUGUGAAGAAUACCAGUGUGGGAAUCUGUAUCGCUGGACUGUCUCUCGGUGGUCAGCGUGUUCGGCUAGCUGUGAUAGCGGAAAACAGUUCCGCCAAGUCCAGUGUGUAUAUUCUGUCAACAACACAAUUGUUGACUCUUCCUAUUGCCGACUACGAGGCAGUCGAUUGAAAUCUCCGCCAUCCGUCAGGGUGUGUAAAACCACCAAGGCCUGUGCUUUCCGCUGGAUGGCUGGCGAUUGGUCAAAAUGUUCUCGAACUUGUGGUUCCGGUGUGCGGUGGCGCCGCGUCACUUGUCACAAAGUGGACGAAUUAACCGGUGCGACUAUAUGGUGGCCCACAGAGAGUCCCUAUAGAUGCGAUACCAGAAACAGACCAAAGGAGAGGCAGAUAUGUUCGUUCGGAGAAUGUUCCGAUCAUUUUAUAUGGCAAGCCGAUAACUGGACUGAGUGCUCAAAGACUUGUGGAAAUGGCAUUUCCAAACGUAAUAUCUUUUGCCUGCACCAAAAAUCUCAGCAACUUUUACGGCAUUCCUUCUGCAAAGCUAGUCUGAGACCGGAAACUACGAAAUCCUGCAAUCCUGAGCCAUGCAGCCGGCUGAAUGAAGUACUAAAUCGAAUCUAAGCCGCGCAUACAGCGUUGGCGUGGCCGCACUGUUCUCAUCCAGACGGGCCAAUUCUGCGAUCUGACGUUUGUUAUCUCCUCAGAGAAAGCUCUUAAGUAAUCUCUAAGUUCUUCCUCUUUUCCCUCUCGCUGAGCAACUCAGCCCCAACAAGUACUCACUUGUGCAUCACACACACACACCAAACAGGACCGCCAAAUUGCUCAUGAGGUUAAAGUUGAUGGAAAGGCUUUUUGUUUUUUUCCUGGUUCUUUCCGGUUCUCUCUUUUGCUUUUUCCAGUUUACCUGUUUUGUUUUCACUUAAUUAACGUUGUUGAUGGAUAAUGCGCGUGUGUGGUGUUUUGGGUUGUCCACAUCUUUUUUUUCAUAAGCGAAAUUGCGUGAGGUAGCCUUGCAUUUAUCUGAAUGGACACGUGACAGGAUCGGAUAACUGCCAAUUCAUGGAACUGGAGACUAUCCGAAUGGCAUGCGACAAAGACAAGUCACUAUUUGUGUUGCAUUUUACAAAGUGUGCAUUUUCUUUUCAAGUGUGCAUUUCUAAUUAUGGUCGCGCUUUUGCGUACUCGUGGCCAAAGUAUUACGUGUUUCAACUGCCUUUUUGGAAUAUUUCGUUUUUUUAUGGAUAGCGGUAGAUAUUUGGAUUUUUGUUUGUUUGUUACCGGUUAAAUAUUUUGUGUUAAUUAUAUUAUUAAUAUUUGUUAUGUAUUAUUAUAAAUCAGAAUGUGAAAGACAGCAUC